This is a messenger RNA of Gryllus bimaculatus (two-spotted cricket), 1553 nucleotides long. Lineage: Eukaryota; Metazoa; Arthropoda; Insecta; Orthoptera; Gryllidae. The record is from the annotation of a GenBank genome assembly.
UCUGCACCACUGUGCGACCGCCGCCGCCGCCGCCAUCGCCCAGGGCGAGCCGUCGCCCGUCCGGAAGCGCGACUGUCCGCCGCCGGCCAGUCGCUGCUGUCCCUGCCCGCCGCGCGGAUCUCUGCCGGGACUCGCGGCGGCGACCUGCACCUUCUGGGGACCUCUCGUCGGCGACGUGCUCCUUCUGGAAUCGCACCCACGGCGGGCGCCCGGCGGCACCGACGGCGCACCUGAGUGUGGAAGUUGCUGCUACGUGGCCCUGACGAAAGAUGUGACCUGCUGUGGUAACGCCAUCUGGUUGAGCCAGGCGAAGCAGUUCGGCGGUCGUCGGCUUUCAAUUUCCCCACCUUUCAUAGGGUGCGGCUAUGACGUGCUUCGACGACAACGUGACGGUGAGCACCACGUACGGGUGGGACGCGUCGCGCGCCGCCUUCGACGCGGUGAUGCUGUUCCUGGUGAUGGUGACGAACGCGAGCAUCCUGGGCGUGGUGGCGCGGCGCUGGUGCACGGAGGGCAUGCCGCUGGGCAACGUCACCUCCAGCCUGCUCGUCGUCAACCUGUCCGCCGCCGACUUCCUCGUCGGCUUCCUCGGCGUCUUCCACUUCCUGCCGCGCUACCUCUGCGACCUCGAGCAAGUGCUGGCGAGGCACCGCAACCUGUGCAUCCUGCGGUUCGCGCUGGUGCUGACGGCGCACCUGGGCUCGGGCUACACGCUCAUCGCCAUCGCAGCCGACCGCUACGUCGCCGUCUGCCACGCGCUGCACUACAGGGACUGGAUCACCCCCAGGCGGUCGCUGGCGCUGAUCGCGGGCAUCUGGGUGGUGGCGCUGAGCGGCGCCAUGCUGCUGUUCGCGUGGAACACGUUCGACAAGGUGGGCAACCGCUGCUCCGAGGACACCGUGCUGCCGCUCGCCUACACGCUCUUCGUGGGCGUCUUCGGCCAGGUGGUCAUCCUCGGCACCAUCACCUGGGCGCACUGGGCCGUGCACAGCAACGAGGCGCACGGGGGCGUGUUCGCCCAGGGCGAGGAGCGCGUCAGCACGCGUGCGUCGCGCGUGCUCGCCCUCAUCCUGGGCGUGUACGUGGCCUCGUGGGCGCCCUUCAUGAUCGUGCUCAUCGUGCGCACGUGCAAAGUGCACGUGCCGCCCACCGUCAUGGAGACCGCGUCCAGCAUCGUCAACUUCAACUACCUCGUCAACCCGUUCAUCUACGCCUAUAACAACAGGCCGAUCCAGAAGGCCAUCCACAAGUGCGUGCGCAGUUUCAAGCGGAAGACGUGGUUCGAGUCGUGGAAUGAGCCCAGCCACAUUUUCGCCAAUCAGUCUCAAUUUACUAGUCUGAUAUGCCAAGUGCACGUGCCUAACACCGGCAAGGUCUGUGUCCAGCGGCGUCAACUUCAACUACCUCGUCAACCCGUUCCUCUACAUCCGCAACAACAGGCCAAUCCAGAAGGUCACCCAUCCCAACGUACGCACGUCAAGAAUUGGAAUCUUGAAUCAACCCAAGUAGGGCGUGUCACAAAACAAAUUGUGAGGGAUGGCCUUCAUCAAUAA